Messenger RNA from Cottoperca gobio, 1860 nucleotides. It is a transcript of the gene plpbp, whose product is annotated as pyridoxal phosphate binding protein. Gene Ontology annotation, cellular component: intracellular anatomical structure. The transcript is spliced from 8 exons. The record is from RefSeq and is a predicted model, not a curated record. The coding region runs from base 78 to 950 and encodes 290 amino acids. NCBI's taxonomy places the organism in Eukaryota, Metazoa, Chordata, Actinopteri, Perciformes, Bovichtidae. Gene Ontology annotation, molecular function: pyridoxal phosphate binding.
CUUUUAUUUUGAAAGCUGAUUGUCGUCAUAGCGGACACGUUUCUUUACGUUCUAUGUCAUCGUAGCUGUUCGGCCGUAUGUGGAAAGUAGCAAUGUCGGAGGAGGUUGGGAAGGCGCUACAGUCGGUAGUGGAACGGGUGAACCAGGCGGCGGCACGCCGGCCCAAGACACUACCAGCCGUGCCGCCCCGCCUCGUCGCUGUCAGCAAGACUAAACCCCCAGAGAUGGUUGUGGAGGCCUACAGACAAGGGCAUCGUAACUUUGGAGAAAAUUAUGUUAAUGAACUUGUGGACAAAGCUUCAGAUCCUUUGAUUUUAGACUCGUGCCCAGAAAUCAAGUGGCACUUUAUAGGCCAUCUACAGAAGGGCAACGUCAACAAACUUUUGGGCGUGCCGAACCUGUUCCUCGUGGAGACGGUGGACUCUGUGAAACUGGCUGACAAGGUCAACAGCUCAUGGCAGCGUGUCAGAGGGGCCAGCUCACAGAGGUUAAAGAUCAUGGUGCAGCUCAACACCAGCGGAGAACAGAGUAAACAUGGCCUGCCACCAGAGGAGACGGUGAACACAGUGAAACACAUCUUGUCCAAGUGCGCCUGUCUGCACUUCUUAGGACUCAUGACCAUCGGGCGCUACGGCUAUGACCUCAACCUGGGCCCCAAUCCAGACUUUCAGAUGCUGCUGUGUCGGAGGCAGGAGGUGUGUGACAGUCUGAAGAUGCCUCUGGAGGAGGUGGAACUCAGCAUGGGAAUGUCCACAGACUUUGCACACGCGAUCGAGGUGGGCUCCACCAACGUGCGUGUGGGUAGCAUUAUAUUCGGCAACAGAGAGUAUCCCAACAGUGCAGCAAACACUCCAAACCCCAGCCCGGCUCCCAGCCCGGAGAAAGCAACCAAGAACGUGUCCGAAGAGGCCGCCAAGAAGAUGCAGCACCUCACUGUGUCCAAACCAUAAGAAAAGCGUCUCCUCCUCUGAAAUACCUUUUAAGAAAGAAACUUAAUAGAGCAGUGAAGCCCGAUCAUUUCCACAGAGCCAUGUGGAGCUAGGAUUGCAAAAUUCUUGCAUAAUUCUAAAGUGUAAUUGCCUAAUCCUCUUCACUUUUUGUGUGCCCUUCUUGCUCUUUUAAGCAUUAAAAAGUGGCUUUCAGUACAGAACUAGUUGUACCUUUUUUUAAAGUAGUGUGUUACUAACCUAUAGUGCUCUGACUUCCGACAAGAUUACUGGCUACAAGACAAAUGUGCAACUAUUGAAAACAUGGUGACUAUGAAGAUGAUUACGAGACUGAGGUUUUGUUUGGAUUUGUCUUGCUGAUGUGAUAUUUUCUACCUUUCCAGCCCAACAUGUGACAGUGCUGAAAUGUGCUUGAUUGUGUUGUGUCCCAGAGAUGAGGAAUUCCACGCAGUCCAAUGAACCGUUUUUGUUGUACAGAUGAAACAAAGACUUGAUUUAAUAAAUCAUUUAUCCCUUUAUAAUGACACAUGGUAUUGUGCGUUUGACAUUGUUUCUUAUGGUGUUCCAAAUGUGUCAGAUCUCUAUUCUUGAUAUGAACAAGAAAAAAAGCUAAAGAGUUUUGUUUCCGUGUACCCGUCUCGUGUCCGUGCGUUGUUGCAGAUGAAAGGCAGUGCCUCUAUGCAAAGUGGUGUUUUGGUUUUUCAGUAGAUUGUUACACUGCGGCUAUCACGGUGUUGCAGUGGUUCCUUCAAAGAUGUCACCAGGUCAGCGUGUCGUCCUGUCUCCAUGGAAAAUGAUUUCACUGUGAUAAAACAAGGAUUGAUUGACGUCCUAAUGAGGCGUUUCAGCAUUGUUUGGUUUGGAAUGUGGCUCUGAGGGAAGUCAAAGCCAAGCAAUAAAUGUUUUUGUUGAA